Molecule: messenger RNA, 1094 nt
Organism: Helianthus annuus (common sunflower)
Lineage: Eukaryota; Viridiplantae; Streptophyta; Magnoliopsida; Asterales; Asteraceae
Product: membrane-anchored ubiquitin-fold protein 4
Exons: 5
Coding region: 298-651 (117 amino acids)
Molecular function (GO): protein binding
Source: RefSeq, a predicted model, not a curated record
UUCAAACCCACCAGCAAUCAGUACAAAAAAAGCAGACCAAAACCAAACGGGGUUUUAACUUUUCAAAAUUCACAUUCAUUAACAACAGUCCGCCUCGAGAUCGGGUCUAGGGUUCCUCAUCUUCUUCAAUUCCACACAAUUUCACCACAAUUCAAAGGCUUUUCAGAACAUAUAUUACUAGUUUGUGGAACUGUCUGAUCCUAGGGCUUCAGUUUUUGAGAACAUAUAUUACUAGUUUGUGGUUAGGUGUGAUCCUAGGGUUUAAGAGAAGCUGAAAUUGUAGAUUGUUACAUUGAAAUGCCGGAAGAGGAUCUUCUAGAGCUCAAGUUUCGGUUGCUUGAUGGAUCGGAUAUCGGUCCGUUUAUGUAUCCUCCGGCUUCCACCGUUGCGAUGCUCAAGGAGAGAAUUGUUACCGAAUGGCCUAAAGAUAAAAAAGGGGGGCCCAAAUCAGCAAACGACAUUAAGUUAAUAAAUGCUGGAAAAAUUUUGGAAAACAGUAAAACCGUUGGGCAGUGCAGAACACCGUUUGGGGAGCUUCCGAAAGGGGUAAUCACCAUGCAUGCUGUUGUACAGAUGUCUUUAAACAAAGCAAAAACAGAAAAGAAGAUUGACGAGGCUCCAAAGAACGUCUGUGGGUGUACUAUAUUGUAAGAAUUUUUUUAAGUUCGUUUGUUUGUUCAGAUAUAUUAUCUGGUGGGGUCGUUGGAAUUCCAGUUUGAGGCUGAAAAACCGGUUGGUCCGAGAUAAAUAAUGCGUAAACAGUGGCGUACAACGUUGCUGCAUGUGCUGGGGGGAGGGGAAGUCACAUCCUUGUCAUUUAUGUGUCGUGUGUUUUUAUGUAUAAUUUGUUGUUGUAAGUUGUGCAUUUGUAGCUUGGGCUGCAGCGAAUACCGGUCCUCGCGGGCCUCUUAUCAUUACAGAAUGCUUUUGUGUUUUACCAUAUUCCGUCGAGUUAAACGCGCUCAUGUCAGUGUCUAAAAAGGUAAACUUUGAUUGAUCUGAUCAUUGUAAAUUUACGAGUCAAAACUGGUCGGGUUGUUCCACCGACAUCUUUAUGUUCUUUUUUUUUGUAUUUUAUAUAAUUAAUUGAUAUA